AUGACAAUCACAAGACUCGCAAUCCUCAUCCUCGCCAGCUUGAUGGUAUCACCCAUCACAGCUAGCCCCGUCGACCCAAAGGCUUCCAGCGGCGGCAGCCAAGCUCUCAGUUCCUCCGAUGUGGCCGUCAACACCCCCAACGGCCUCCGGAUCAUGAGCCAGAGCGCAUACAUCAGCAUGCUCCAGGAAAGCGGCGUCCAGAUCGGCGCGCCACCUCCGGUCCAGGAGGGCCUUGUCACCUACAAGGGCGAAGAGCUGGCCAAGCUGGCGGCCGCCGAAGCCGCGCAAAAGAGAGACGAGGCUGCUCUUGCUCGUCCUCCUCCUCCCGCGGGCACGCUAUCGAGCCGGGGCAAAUGCGACAGCACCACGUCGGUGGUCAUCGACAACACCACCACCUUUGUCGACUGGGACGCGCAGAUGUCGCCCGUGGUGUGCGCGCAGGGCAACAUGAUGGUGGCGGUGGCCGCCGGCUACAUGGUCAGUAACUCGAUCGGCGUCAACGCGGGAGUCAUGCCCACCAUCGUCAAGGACGUGCUCAGUGGCUCCCUCAACAUCGACUACACGAAGUCCUGGACGACCUCGUCCGUCAUCACCACCACCGGCACCGUCACGGACAAGAACUGCGGCGUCAUGAUCACCCGCCCCAUCAUCACCAGGCGCCUCGGCCGCAUCUUCAAGGGCUGCCUCGGCAACCUGGAACAAAUCGGCGUCUUCCAGGCCGACAGCCACAAUGAGAUCAAGAUCAGCGGCAUGAAGUGGGUUGAAGGCGCAAUCUCCAUGUGCAUGAAGCCCGGUGAAAGCCCACCUCUGAGCCGUUGCUCUGGGGAAGGCAACUUCAUCUAG
This is a messenger RNA of Pyricularia pennisetigena, 843 nucleotides long. RefSeq lists its product as uncharacterized. The coding region runs from base 1 to 843 and encodes 280 amino acids. NCBI's taxonomy places the organism in Eukaryota, Fungi, Ascomycota, Sordariomycetes, Magnaporthales, Pyriculariaceae. The record is from RefSeq and is a predicted model, not a curated record. The transcript has a single exon.